UCCACUGGCCGUACUCCAGGACGCAUUUUGCCAGUGCUCCGGCAUCUCUGAACAGCACACGUACCUCCGCUGCAGCUCCACGGCUCGCUGUCAGGUGCGGAUCAGACGGGAUCCAAUAUCAUAUCGAGCGACCACCCUUCCGUUCACUGACUGUAUUUCAGAAACGCUAAAGGAUUUACUUCAUCACUCUCUGUUUAUGAAUUGUGACUGCUAAAUAGCCGAAGGUUGGUGUGGAGUUUUGUAACUAAAGGAUUUCUGCGUGCACUGGAAUACAUCAGCCAAAAAUGAGGAACUGUUGAGAACCAUCAGGUCACUUUGGAGCCGUACCACGUGUGGAUGCCUCCACUCCCUUGCUGGAUGAUUCCAUCUCUGUGAUGAAAGGCUUAUCCGGCAGCCGCAGCCACCACCACGUGGUGACGUGUGACCCCUCUUUUGAGUCCAUGGGUCACCACUUGGACCACAAACCCUACCUCAUCAGCCAGAUCGACAACCCCCACCCGGUGGACCAUUCGUACUACUCCCAGAGAAGCCCCUACCAGCCUGACUGCGUGGUGCCUUAUGGGACCUUCCCUCGCCGACACUACAGCUCCCAGCAUGAGCUGAAAGAUGAGAUGGCUGUGGUUCCCUACUCUGGCGGAGGUGUUCCAGCCAGCAAGGGCCAACAGCGGCUCCCUGUUGCCCUUUUGGAUCAGUUCGACCGGCAACUCCCAGUGCCUCGGGACGGCUAUCACACACUGCAGUACAAGCGUGCGGCUGCAGCCUUGGAGCAACGAAGCGACAGUCCUGGCCGAAUCCGGCACCUGGUGCACUCAGUUCAGAAGCUCUUCACCAAGUCCCAUUCACUAGAGGGCCCACACCAUGGUCACGGCCAUGGCAAGGGCAGCAUCAAUGGAGGAAAGGCCAGCCCCGAUGGAGAACCUCCUGCAAUUCGGCACCGCAAGCGCAGCAAGAGCCGGGAACGCUGCAAGUCGGCGGAGCCCAAGAAUCGGACACCGCCUUCUGGCUACUGGAGUUCGGAUGAAUUGGAGCGUGAGGCCUGCCUGUUCCACCAUGGACCACCGGGUGUCAUGACCAUGGGCCGUCACCCGGACAAGUCCCAGUCCCAGUACUUCCUGGAGGCAUACAACACCAUCAAUGAUCAGGCGCUUAAAAACUCCCGCAGCAACAACGAUUUGGGCAAGUGCUCGACGUGCACAAGCAUCCCGCUGAGCGUGGACGCUUCACAGCUCGUGAAGAAGAGCUCGUGGUCGUCCUCUCUCACGGUGAGCAGAGCACGUCAAGUCUACCAGAAGGCCUCGGUAAAUGUAGAUAAGGCUCUAGUGAAAGCAGAGGCUUGUCAGCAGGAGCGAUCAUGCCAAUUCUUGCAGGUCCCUCAGGAUGAGUGGGGUGGUUUUCCGCUGGGCAAAGAUGAGGACAUCCCAUGCAGACGCAUGCGCAGUGGCAGCUACGUCAAGGCAAUGGCGGAAGACGACAGUGGAGACUCAGACGGCAGCCCCAAACCCUCGCCAAAGAUGCAGGCGCGACGGGCAAGUUACCUCAAAGCCACACAGCCAUCGCUCACUGAGAUGACCACCCUAAAGAUCUCCCAGGAACAUUCUCCAAAACUGCAGAUCCGGAGUCACAGCUACUUGCGGGCGGUGAGUGAAGUUUCCAUCAAUAGGAGCCUGGACACCCUGGACCCCAAAGCUCUGCUAGCCUCUCCCCAAUAUCGCUCGCGCAACGAGAGCUACAUGAGGGCUAUGAGCACCAUCAGCCAGGUGAGUGAGGUGGAGGUGAACGGGCAGAUUGAGGCCAUGUGUGAGAGUGUGUUUAAUGAAAUGGAGUCUCAUGCUGUGGACGCCCUGGACCUGCCCAUGCCCGGGUGUUUCCGCAUGAGGAGUCACAGUUACGUGCGUGCCAUUGACCAGGGCUGCUCGCAGGACGACGACAGCCCUUUGCUCCCGGCCUCCCCACCAAGGACCACCACUACUGUCAGAACCAUCCAGAGCAGCACAGUAUCAUCAUGUAUCACCACCUAUAAGAAGACUCCUCCACCAGUUCCUCCCCGCACCUCCACCAAACCCUUCAUCUCCAUCACCGCUCAGAGCAGCACAGAGUCUGCGCAGGAUGCCUAUAUGGACGGUCCCGGGACGAGGGGUGAACCUGUGCUCCACUCCGGCCUGAGUAAUUCCACUGAGAGUAUUGACAGUAUGAAGGCGCUGACGGCAGCCAUAGAGGCGGCCAACGCUCAGAUCCACGGCCCCGCCAGUCAACACGUCAGCAACAGCACCAUGACCAUCAGCACUGCCCCGCCCUCACCACUUCCCCUGCCUGUGCCCGUGCCUGUCCCCAUUCCCAUACCAGCCCUGGAGGACGUCCGACGCGAUGUGCUCAGGAAGAGCAGGUGCCUUUCUAUUGGCAUUCAGGUGGACGGCCCAGAGGAGCAGGAGCUGGAGGACCAGUCCAAGUUCCAGUCAGUGGGCGUUCAGGUUGAAGAGGAGCAUGGUCACCGGCGGUUUAUUCGCUCUAACAGUGUGACGACAGCAGUUCAGGCUGAUCUGGAUACUCCAGACUACACCCCGGCAGACUCUCCGGUCACAGAUUUCCCCGCUGCGGGCUGUUUGUCCCGGCAGUACUCGCGAGACGCCGCCACCUCCACCGUCAGCAUCCAGGGCUCAGGGAAUCACUAUCAUGCCUGCACCUCUGACGACUAUGAGGAUGUUGGUUUCGACCCCUCCAUCCUGCCUCCACCAGACCCCUGGAUAGACAGCGUCAUAGAGGACUCUCUGGAAGUGGUGGGCCGCUCGGUGUGUCAGCGUGAUGGCCGUUGGUUCCUCAAGCUGCUGCAGGCUGAGACCGAGCGCAUGGAGGGCUGGUGCAGACAGAUGGAGCAUGACGAAAAGGAGAACAAGAUGCCCGAUGAAGUCCUGGGGAAGAUCCGCGGUGCAGUAGGAAGUGCACAACUGCUUAUGUCCCAGAAGUUUCAGCAGUUCAGGGAGCUGUGUGAGGAAAAUUUGCAGAACCCAAACGCUCACCCUCGGCCUGUGGCUCAGGAUCUCGCAGGAUUCUGGGACAUGCUUCAACUUUCCAUUGAGAACAUCAGCUUAAAGUUUGACGAGCUUCACCAGCUCAAAGCCAACAACUGGAGGCCCCUCGACCCCCCUGAGCGAAAGGUACAGCAAACUUGCAGAAUUAGCCUGGAAUCACUGACAAAUGAAGAACAUGAAUGGAGACAUACAGACACCUGAACGAAUGACAACAUUGCGUUUUUUCAUUCAUAUGCAUGAUCUGUUGCUUCUGUAGUGUGCUUUUAUGCAUCCUGGGGAUGGCAAUGGCAAUAACAAACCUUCAAAAUCCACAAUAUUUUUGUGGAUUAAUAUAAAUGUGCCCAAGUAGCAAUGUGCCCAAAGGCAGUCAUAUUGUGGUGAUGUUAAUAGUAUGUAAAAUAUAAUAUAAACAUUUAGAGAACAUUCCUAAAGGGAUAGAUCAAAUUAAAAUGUUCUCAGAUUUACUCACACUCAAGUGGUUCUAAACCUUUAUGAAUUUCUUUCUUCUGUUGAAUACAAAACUAGAUAUUCUGAAGAAUGUUUGGAUAAAGAAAAGCCACUGACAUUCAUAGGAGGGACAAAAAAAAAAAAAACGAUGGAAGUCAAUGGCUGAAAAAUAAUUGAGAACUGGUGUACUAUUUAAAGGGAUGGUUCACCCCAUAUUUUAAAUUCUGCCAAUAUUUACUCAACAUUUACUUGUUUCAUCUGUUGAAUGCAAUAAAGUUAUUUAAAGAUAUGCUGGUCACCUAUUGACUUCAACAGUAAAAAAAGAUACUAUGGAAGCUGAUGGGUGCCAGUAACCAGCAUUCUUCACAGUAUAUUCUUUGUUUUUUAGCAGAGGAGAAAAACCCAUAAAGGUUUUUAAAACUACAUGAGGGAGAAUAAAUAAUGAAGGAUAUUUUAUUUCAUUUUUGGGUAAAAUAUCCCUUUAAUGAAAAUCCUGGCUGUUUGAUUUGGUGUGACUGUGCGUUUAAGAGAAUAAUCAAAACCUAACAACCAAUAUCUAUAGAAAUCAUCAAAAUUAUUUAUGUUGUUUUUUGCUAAGGACCACAGUUUGAACAACAAAAAAAUAUCCUUUUACUAACUAACAGCAGAUUUAAAUCUUUUGGGUGAAAUAUCCCUUUGGAGUUCUUACAUUGUAAAAAAAAAUGCUGGGUUCCUGUAAAA
Molecule: messenger RNA, 4193 nt
Organism: Danio rerio (zebrafish)
Lineage: Eukaryota; Metazoa; Chordata; Actinopteri; Cypriniformes; Danionidae
Source: RefSeq, a predicted model, not a curated record